Linum trigynum is the source of this 3342-nucleotide messenger RNA. The record is from the annotation of a GenBank genome assembly. Lineage: Eukaryota; Viridiplantae; Streptophyta; Magnoliopsida; Malpighiales; Linaceae.
AAUAUUUAAUUGAGGGAUUUAAAUGUGUUUGAGAAGUAUGCUUUAAUCAAAUACAACUUAACUAUUAGACUCUUCUCUGAAACAAGGCUUGGCAUGCCUCGACACUCCUCCCUUGUAGCAGGAAUCAGCUGGCCACGCGAGUUGUGGCAGAUAUUGGAUGGAAAGCUCCACCUCCAGAUUUCUUCACCCUUAAUAUUGAUGGAUUUUCUUGUGGUAACUUGGGUCGUGCCGAACGGGAGGGUGUAUUCGAGACAGUACGGGGAGAUGUAUUGAUGGCUUUGUGGCGAAUAUUAAGUCAGCAACAACAACCUUUCCGAGCUGUGGGCAUUCUUCCAUGGCCUAUAGCUGACCUGGAGCAGAGGUUGUCAAAAUCUUAAGAUAGAAUCCGACUCCAAGUUGGAAAUUCAACUCGUUAAUAACAUACAUGAACAUGUGCAUCCUUAUGUGACUCCUCUUUCACCCAUUGCUAGGCCAAAAUUAGUGAGUAAGCAUCACUCAUAUAUAUUGGGAUGGAAAAAGAGUAACAAACUGGCUCUUGAACAAGGUUCACUACAAAAAAAGAUGGUCAUUUGUGACCAUAGGAUUUUGUCACAAAAGUUCUAAAUCCGUGGCAAAUGUGUUUUUGGGAAGACAUACAGUCGUCGCUCUCUGUCGCAAAUACGAGCGUCACUAAUACUUUAGCCGUGACAAGCCAUCAGAAUAGGCUAUUUACGACGGCAGAGUGUUGUAUGUAAUAUGAAUAAGGCUGUCAGUAAUGAAUUUUGAUAUUAAAGACAAAGCUAACAACAUUACUUUUUGUGACAAUUUUUUUUGGAAUUUGAGACAAUGGAAUGUCGCCUCAAAUACAACGAUUUCUUUUUUGACUAAGAUAUUUGUGACCAAUGCCAUUUUUUACUACGAUGUGUUUUUUUUUUAUUUAUCGUCCAGAUUUUGGUAAGAAUAUAUUUGUUAUAUCAAUGUUCAUAUUUUCAUCUAAAUGAAUCGCACCAAAUAUUUUAAUAACAAACACAAUAUAUUUUUAUUCAAUAAUCAAGAUUCAAGAUAAUCAUAAAAUAUACAAGGAAAAAGGGCAAAUUUACAUCCGAAGUAACAUAAUGAAUUUCAUUUCUUGUCUAUUCAGAGGCGGACGUAGUCUUUAACACCGCCAUCUACUCACAAAACCUAUUUCACCCUUCUGACUCCGACCCGCCAAGAACUACACCACUCAUGUUUUUUUUUUGUAGCACCGUUGUAGCUUGGUCGGUAACAAGCCUAGAAGAUGAAGCAUAAUGGUCAUAACCUUUAAAACAUAGAUCUUACAUUAACAACUCACGUAGAUCCAAGCCUAAAAAUAUAAAUCACAAGCUAAAUCAUUGAAACAAACCUUAAGAUCCACUCAUACGCAUACAAGUAUGUUGAAGUAAAAUUUCCGUCGUGGAACAAAUCUGAGGUAAUAUUUGUUUCUUUCCUUGAUGAGAAAGCGAGAGGGUGGGGUUUUAAGCAAGUAUCUCUAGAUUGAGGUGGAUGAUAGUGAUUGUGUAAUCGAAUUUAUCCUUGAUGGUGGUCGGAGCGUUUUCAAGCCCAGACACUGGAAAAAGAGGAGAGAGAGAGAGUAGCCAUGGACAACAUGACAAGAAGAGAAGGGAGAAAGAGAGGCAUGGCAGCAGGGUUAGAAUAGAAACCUUUAGCGGCCGGAAGAUUUGAAUUGGCAAGAGAGGAAUAGGAAAGGAUGAAGGUGAGAAAGAGGCGCUAGGGUUAACCUACUUAAAUCAGAACUCUUAUUCAGCAGCAAUGUGAAGGAGGAGGACAGAGAAUCCAUGGCUACUAUAUUGGGGAUGAAGGCUAUCCAGAUUCAUGACAAGUAUCUGGGACUUCCAACGAUCAUUGGUAGAUCAAAGAAGGCAGUAUUCACACAACUGAUAGUAAGAAAGAAGGUGAAGAUGUGGAAAAGCGAAAUUCUGUCAAAUGCUGCUAAGGAGGUUUUGAUCAAGUCUAUCGCUCAAGCACAAAGUACUUAUGCUAUGUUUGUCUUCCUAAUUCCCCAAGGUGUGAUUCAUGAGAUACAAAGUAUAAGGUGGAGAAUAGGAUCAGGGGAUCAAGUUCGAGUUUGGUGGGAUAGAUGGGUACCCAAUAGCCCCAACUUUAAGAUCGAAUCACCGGUGGCUUCUCUGGCAUUAAAAGCAAAGGUUUCACACUUAAUUGAUCAGUCAGAAAGGUGUUGGAAAAGCAAUGUGUUACAAUCUAACUUCGACCCUAAAGACAGAGAAAGGAUCGUCAAGAUACCAUUGCCCAGGAGGUACCAAUCAGAUACCCAAGUCUGGGGUCGCGACAAAUUAGGCAAGUAUUCAGUGAAAUCAGGUUACCAUGAGUGGAGGAAAAGAUGGAAUGCAGAUGAAGGGGAAAGAGACAUCCCUGUGGAUUGGAAGCGUAUGUGGCACCUCUACCUACCCCCAAAGGUCAGAGUUUUUCUUUGGCGUUGGGGUAGCAAUAUCUUGCCCACAAGAGCGAAUUUAAUGAAGAGGAUACGUGAUGAAAGUGAUGAAUGCCCAUUUUGUGGGUUACAGGAAAUGCAAGAACAUAUUCUAAGAGACUGUGACUGGGCGGGAUGGAUAUGGAGGCCAAGUGCUCUGGGAAAGUUCUUUGUGGAAGGGGAGGAGAAAUCAAGUGAAGAGUGGCUAUGUGAAUUAAUUGAGAAGGUUUCGGAUGAGGAGUUAUGUGCGGUAGUGAUGGCCCUAUGGUUUCUAUGGAAAGAGCGCAUCAAUCAUAUGUUCAACAACAAGAAGCUAGAGGAAGUAAUCACCAGAUUGCAUGCGUACUUGGAGGAAUUUCGCAGCUGCUCUCAAGGGAACCCAGAUGCGAAUGCCCAGGCAGGAAGCCAAAAUGGGAGAAACCAGACAAGGGGUAGCUGAAAUUGAAUGUCGACGCUGGCAAAACUAAAGAAGGGGGGCACUGGAUUUGGAAUGGUGCUCAGGGAAGAGGAUGGCCGCUUCAUCUUGUCGACGGUGAGGAGGACAAGGGUCGACUGGGAGCAUGAACUUGAUGAAGCCCCGACUUUUCUAUGGGCUCUUCGUUUGGCUCGAACACACGUGGUGAAGCCGAUUCUGAUUGAAUCCCAUUUACUUUCUUUAAUCCAGAAACUUGGGAAGGAGGAGGAGAUGGAAACUGAAUUGGGAGUGAUUUUGUCCGAAAUUAAGGAGCUACGAAAGGAGAUGGGUGAAGUGAAGUGGAGAUUUAUGGGGAGAGGUGACAACUCUGUUGCCCACGAAAUAGCAAGGAUAAGGUGUAGGUGGGAGGAGUCUGAAAUAUAGAUGGAGAGACCCCCAAUUUUUAUCCUUCAUGCUUUAAUGAAGGAUUGUAAUGACA